Molecule: messenger RNA, 1605 nt
Organism: Haliotis rubra (blacklip abalone)
Lineage: Eukaryota; Metazoa; Mollusca; Gastropoda; Lepetellida; Haliotidae
Exons: 7
Coding region: 1-1098 (365 amino acids)
Source: RefSeq, a predicted model, not a curated record
AUGAGGAUGAGCUCAGGGUCCGGGCCGUUUGUAAACAGCAUACUCAAAUACUACACCAAUACUCUGACUGUUAAAGACACGAGGAUGACUAAUGAAGGGAAGAGAUACAUGUGUCAGGUUGAAGUGGCAGUUGGAACGUGGUCAUCGUCCUUUAACACUGAGAAGUACAUAUUUGGACAAGAAGUCCCAUCUACUACCACCACAACUGCAAGUGAAAGCGAGGAUGUCACCAUUUUCCCGACAUGGACGGCGAUGGAUGUUAUCACUGCUUUCUGGUCUCCUAGUGGUGGAAUCAUUGCUACAAUACAAUCUAUCUCAGUCUAUAUCUGGCCAAACUUCAGAUCAAAAGUAAAGAUCAUCAGACUGAUCACUUCACAUAACGGGAAAACAGUUGAGUUGAUGAUCUUCAAUGCUACGAAGGGAGAUUCUGGACGUUAUUACUUCAGUGAUUUCAAGGGAGGAUCAUUUUAUGGUGGCCACAACCUUGUUAUUGCUGAUCGUAAGAGUCCACAGGUCUCAACUAGUAUUGUACCUUCCACUAUUGGUCAAACAAAACCUCAAACGGCGGCUACAGCUGCAAGUACUCAGGUAGAUGUCACAUCUAACACAGUGACUGUCACCAGCACACAAACCUCAGCUGCGACAACUACCGGGGUACCCCUUUCUACAGCUACAACCGCCAACACUGACAAAAGCGUUACUACGGUCGUCCUUUACAUCAUCGUCGGGUGUUGUGUCCUGUUUAUUGUCCUGACUGUAUUCAUCGUUGCAGCUAUUGUGUUGAUAAGGAUCAAACGACAAGAUUACUGGAACUUAAGGUCACGAGGAUCGUACAUCACACCAAUGCACAACAUGCCAGAAAAUAUCGAUAGUCAAGGCUAUGCUGAAAUCGACAAUGCUGAUUUACUUGAACGUGACGCAGGCAACCUUGCGCGACCUGUCGGUAAUAUCCAAUCUGAUGACAAUAUUCCACCUGGUGCAAGAAUCGGGCGAGAAAGGCAACAGUUAGAACAUAGCUGUAGGAAGGUAGAUGAGAAUGACGAAUAUGAAGAGGUGAAACCACUGGACACUAUCAACAGUGAAGAACUUCCAGAAUAGCAAGAAAAAAGAGCUCCAAUGCAGCAACCUGACCAGGACAGUGUGGAAGACAUUACGGGUGAAAUGAACAUAACAUUAUCUGAAGCCUCCUCUCAUUCAGAUCCCGUGCUUGCUGUUGCUGAUUGGUCGGUCCAUGGAAGAGACUCUGGAAGUAUGACAGCAGGGCGUAUCGAUGCGCUUGCAGAAACAAGCUUCAUGACUCAAGACACUGAUGAACCAUGGGAUGCACCCCUCGGUACUGUUGAUAUUGAGGAGUUAUCAGGUACUAUAGAAAUAUUUCCCGAAGUCGGAAGGAUGACAGCAAAGAAUGCAGGAGCACAUCAGCUCUCGAUGGAAGGAAGAGGGGAUAAUGCUGAAAGUGAAGCACGUGGUGUCACUAAUAUAACAACAGAUAAUUAUGACAGUCUGAUGCCGCACCGAUCUUGUGACACGUACACAGCACUGGGUCAUACAACGGAUAAAUAGUCCUCCAGCAUCUGUUUCAAGUGCUGCAUUAAACAUGGAAAA